GGCAAAGUGAUGAAAGAGUAGUAAAGCUCAAAUCUUUAUCUUUAUUUUUUGUUCUCUCUGAAAAAUUUCUAAAAUUUUGAAGCUUCGUUGAAGGAAUUAUCGUCUUUUUUUUUUCAUUUUUUCUUUGAUUUUUUUGGGGUUUUUUGAGGUGCAAAUAGCAAAAGCAGCAAAAUUAAUGGCUACUGAAGAGGUCAAUAAGCCUCCUUCACUUCCUUCAUACCCACAGCUGAUUAUGAACGCCAUUGAAGCAUUGAACGACAAGAAUGGUUCUAACAAGACAUCAAUAUCCAAAUACAUUGAAUCCAAGUAUGGAGAUUUGCCUGCUGGUCAUACUACUCUCCUUUCACACCACCUUAAUCGUAUGAAACAAACAGGGGAACUUGUCUUCUUGAAAAACAAUUACAUGAAAGCUGACCCUAAUGCACCACCUAAACGUGGUCGUGGUAGGCCACCUAAACCCAAGGUUCCAUUACCACCAGGUGUGGUUUUAACCCCUGCUAGGCCUAGAGGUCGACCUCCAAAAGACCCCAAUGCUCCCAUUACUUCUUCAAAACCGGGGACCGGGAAACCACGCGGUAGGCCACGGAAAAUGGCUCGACCGGAAGGUGGAAUAACCGGGAAUUCAACGUUAAUUUCGACCGGUUCCGGAAGGCCUCGGGGUCGUCCUCCUAAGGUGAAGACUUCACCAUUGACUGAAGUGAGUGUUGGACAUUAAGAAGAGUGUGUUUUUAUGAGUGGUGAUUACUGUUUGACUAUUUAGAACUUUGCAUGGUGCUUGUUAGCUUUGUCUAUUGUGUGUGUGUGUUGUAGGAUUAGUUGUAGUUUGUUCCACUUGUUAUUGAGGAUGAUGAUGAUGAUGAUGUGAUGAUUAGUGUUUAAUGAUGAUUAGUGUUGUUGGGUUGUUUCAACUUUUGUCUUCGAAACCUUGUACAUGUUGGCUUUUGACCGAAGUCCUGGUCUUGGUUUAUUGAUCCUGUUAUGUCUGGUCGUCUUUGUCAAUAAAGAGCAAAAACAUCCUUUUUGGCCCA
Gossypium raimondii (Peruvian cotton) is the source of this 1028-nucleotide messenger RNA. Its product is annotated as HMG-Y-related protein A. Gene Ontology annotation, molecular function: nucleosomal DNA binding; double-stranded DNA binding. The transcript has 2 exons. Gene Ontology annotation, biological process: nucleosome assembly; negative regulation of DNA recombination; chromosome condensation. The record is from RefSeq and is a predicted model, not a curated record. NCBI's taxonomy places the organism in Eukaryota, Viridiplantae, Streptophyta, Magnoliopsida, Malvales, Malvaceae. Gene Ontology annotation, cellular component: nucleosome; chromatin; nucleolus. Bases 176 to 715 code for a protein of 179 amino acids.